This is a messenger RNA of Drosophila serrata, 551 nucleotides long. RefSeq lists its product as uncharacterized. The record is from RefSeq and is a predicted model, not a curated record. NCBI's taxonomy places the organism in Eukaryota, Metazoa, Arthropoda, Insecta, Diptera, Drosophilidae.
AAAAAACAAAUCAAAAUUCUAUUUAGCAACCAAAAUAGUAAAAUCGGAACACCAUGAAUUCGAUUGCCCGGUGUCUGGCCGCUUUUGCAGCAGGACUCUUCCUUAGCGCACAGACGAUGGGGAUUUUGAAGAGAGUCAAUGAGCAGGAGGGGGCAGCCAAGAUCUCCGACCAUAUGGGCUCGGCAGUGAUCGAUGAGUCGGAGAUAAAGGGUCGAGAGAGCCUGGGAUCUGAGCAGAUUAGCGAUGCCCUGCAGCAUAUUUUAAAUGGCGACCGGAACUCCUGCAGCAUAUAUUUACACGCCAAAUACAAUAAUAUUGCAAAGGGACGGAAGUACGCUCUCGGUUCGGAAUCUCUCAAUCGCAUCCUGGAGGAUAUUAUGAAUACAGCUGAAAGUCGCAAUGAAGUGUCCUUUGACCCUGCCAUGGAGAUCUGAGAUAAGAUAAUCAAUUGGAUUGGAUUUCUUUAUACCUUCGUUAUUUAAGUAUCUUAAUAGAAAUAGAAACCAUUUAAUGCAUGCAGGUUUCUUCAGUAAUUGAUUCAAAUUACACAG